Molecule: messenger RNA, 2512 nt
Organism: Ilyonectria robusta
Lineage: Eukaryota; Fungi; Ascomycota; Sordariomycetes; Hypocreales; Nectriaceae
Product: PINIT domain-containing protein
Exons: 6
Coding region: 449-2059 (536 amino acids)
Biological process (GO): protein sumoylation
Molecular function (GO): zinc ion binding; SUMO ligase activity
Source: RefSeq, a predicted model, not a curated record
GUGUCUGGGAUUCCUGGGCGAGCAUGACAUCAAAAGUCGAGACUCGAGACCACCCUGAGUCCCGAGUACCCCGGCCGCGAAGGAAGAGGAGUGAGAGAGAGAGCACGUCUGUGCCGGAUCCCUUGCACUGCAGAGUCGUCUUUCCCGUCCGAUCGCAGCUGCAGUUUCUUGAUCGGUCUUUCCUUCUCCGUAUCUGUCACUUUGCUCUCACAAGCACUGCCCCAGCCAACCUGCCUGCCUGGUCGUGACUGCCUUGGAUGCGGCUGCGCUGCCAGCCUCGACGCCGCACUCGCACCGGCACUUUCCUCGCGCGCACCCUUGCGCCUGCCCUCGCGACUGCCCUCGCUCCUUCCUUUGCGCUCGACUUCCACAAUCGCACCUGCACUUGCACACAUCCGCUUCCUCAGGCAACGAGCGGGUACGGACACGGCCAACACAAACACACGCCAUGGCAUCGUCUUCCAGCCUGGGUUCGGCUGCGGCCCCAGGCUCAUCACCCGCAGCUUCGGUCUCGCGACAUGAAGCAAGCCAACUCGUGCGGCAGGUUAACCGACUUCUCAACCGCCAGCUUUCGUCCGUUUGCCAGGUCAACGGAAUUAAGAGCACCGGCAUCAAGGCCGAGCUGCAGAAUCGCAUCGCUACUCUCAUCGAAGAAGCCGUUAUCGCCCAAGACCCGUUGCGCUUCCAGCAGAUCCGCCAGAGCGUACAGAACGCAAUCUCGAAUGCGCCUGCUGCUGGAGCCUCGCCCGCCCGAGCAAGCCAUUCACACAACCACUCGCCCGCUCAUGGUCAUGCCCUCGCGUCGCCGCAUCUGCCACAACCCAUAUCCUUCUCAACCAACUUCUCGCGUGACGGCAGCGCCUCUCGCCCUGCCCAUCGGACCACCAUGACUGGGUCCCGGCCAAACGUGAGCUUCAAGGCAAGCCCCUUUUACAAGAUUGAGGCUUCCGUUAGCGAUGUGCAUACUUGCGAUGCCAUGUCCCAGCACCGCAACUCCGUCACCAUCCCGCUCAAACUCCACGACCACCCAUCUCUGCAGCAGUGCGUUAACGACAAAUCCUACAGAGUGAUGGUCUUUUGCGCGGGUGACAACAUUGGAAUGCAGGACAUUGCUUUUCCUCACCAGUCCGAGUUGCGCGUCAACUCUGGCGAGGUCAAGGCGAACCUACGCGGACUGAAGAACAAACCUGGCUCUACUAGACCGGUUGACAUCACCAACGCGCUUCGCCUCAGACCCAAUUACACGAAUAAUCUCGAAUUCACUUAUGCGUUGACAAAUAAGAAAUUCUUCCUCGUUGUCAACCUAUGUAAGGUUACCUCUGUCGAGGAGUUGGUCACCCGUAUUUCCUCCGGCAAGAGGAUACCUAUACAAUCCGUCCUUCAAGAAUUUACCGAGAAAGCCCAGGACCAGGACGUCGUCGCGACUUCUCAGGUGCUAUCCCUCAAGUGCCCUCUCUCGUAUAUGCGCCUCGACCUUCCUUGCCGUGGCCUCAGCUGCGCGCACAUCCAAUGCUUUGAUGCCACGUCCUAUCUCCAGCUCCAGGAACAAGGCCCCCAGUGGCUUUGCCCCAUUUGUAAUAAGUCCGCGCCCUUUGAGCAACUCGCGGUUGAUGAAUAUGUCAAGGAUAUUCUCAGCAAUACGCCAAAGAGUUUAGAGACGGUGACUAUUGAGCCUUCUGGAAAGUGGUAUAUCAAGACCAGUGAUGACGAACGAGAUAAACAUGCGUCCCAGUCUCAACAAUCUCAAUUCGACAAUGAUGAUUACGACGAUGACGACGACCUGGAGAUUUCGGAGGUCAAUAUUAUCGGCCGCCGGCUUGAAACCCCAAAGAACGCCGCAUCUAGCACCAGCACACCCAUCUCAGCUGGUCCACGAGGAGUCGCGUCAACCAGUGCUAAGCGGCCUGCAGCCGCCGUUAUAGACCUCACUCUCUCAUCAGAUGAUGAUGAUGACGAGCCUAUCCAGCGACCCACCAAGAGGCAGAACACUUCCACCAAUGGCUUCCACAGCCCGGACAACCUGGAUUUCCUGAACGAGACGCUUGGGUACCCGUCUUAGGAAGACUCUGACCAGUCGCGCAGACGGCGAGUGAAACAUCGCAAGCCGAAGAAGGUGCACAGGCGGCGCAGCUGCGCAUAACGGGUUUGGAGAGAGGGCCACCUCUGGUCUUCGGCAGCUUUUGGCUCUCUGUUUAUUUUUUUACUUUUUUGCUUGUUCACUAUUUUGCAUUGGUCCAGUACGGCGUUCGAGGAGACGGAAAAGAUUCCCCUGUUGCCCGAAACUCGAGGUGGCUCUUUUGAUUUUACUAUCUUCGGUUAGUGUCGCGGAGUAUGGGGAGGGACUACGACCAUAACUGAAGGGGAGUUAUGGGGAUAAGAGUCAACGACUGUUGCAUAAGACGGCAUGGUUGCAUGGACAGGAUGCAUGGACGGACAGUGAGGAAGGAUAUAGGUUUUCCAGACACAUUAUCGCAGAGAGGAGACGAAAUGAUAAAAAUGUUGAAAGCAUAUA